Molecule: messenger RNA, 4703 nt
Organism: Lucilia cuprina (Australian sheep blowfly)
Lineage: Eukaryota; Metazoa; Arthropoda; Insecta; Diptera; Calliphoridae
Gene: blo
Exons: 8
Coding region: 822-4262 (1146 amino acids)
Source: RefSeq, a predicted model, not a curated record
AAUAUUUACGCUGCAUAGAUUUGACAUUUUUCAAAAAAGGAAAACGUUCCAAUGAUCUAACGAAUUACGAAACUACAAAUCUACAGCCACCCCAACAUACACAGCCGUAUCAUCAGCUACCAGCCGAUCUAUCAACCGAAAGCAUACAAAAAGAAGCCGCAUUAGUACUUGCCCAGGCCAAGCGUCACAAGAGCAUAGCAGAGAAUGGUGAAAAUAUACCCACAUUUAGAGUGAAAACUAAACGUAGUGGAGACACCAACCCCAAAAAAUUUCAUUCGUUACCCUUAAGAAAGAAGAAAGCUACCACUUCCAAGCCAGUAAGUCGUAGCAAUAGCGACGCUGCUGCCAAGAAACCCACCAAAAGACCAUCAAUUUUUAGUAUUUUCAGUCGCAAAAGUGACAGUAAUCUUAAUCAGGCCGUUGAUCGUGAUCCUCGUUUUGAAGAUAGCGGUGGUAGACGUUUGGUAAGAAGUAAAAGUGAUGUGGGUUCUUCUUCUUAUAAACUAAAGAAAGUCUUAAAAGAUUCCAAACCUGCACCAGCAACUGCUAGCAGUUCGGGUUCUAACCGUCAACUACAACACACACAACUUAGUCCCAUUAUAGAAAACGAUUCUAGAGAAGACUGUUUCGAAGAACAAUUCAAUCGUGAACGUCGCAAAUCUGAUGCUAUAACGGAUAGAGAAAAACAUGAAAGUGGCCUUAAAGAACUAAUAGCUCGUAGUCGUUCGCAGACAGAGCUAGAUGGUAACGUUGUACGCAACCCCAUAUCGGAGAAUAUAAAAGAGAAAAUUUUAACCCUACAAGCUAAGUCACAAGAAAACAUGCACAGUUCCCAGUUGCCAGCCCAAAAGUUGCCCCUUACCAAGGGGCAAACUGUCAACGGCAUGGUGAAACGUUUGUCUAUGGAGAGAUUUUCACCACCACCCACUAUAAUGGGUCCCGCCUUCUCCUAUAUACGACCCAAUGAGGGCAUUACCUAUGCCCAAUUAGAAUUGCAAGAUGAUAUUGUACCUCAACGCUCUACACUGACCAGAAGAGAUUAUACACAAAGAGUAUCACCGGUAAGAGAGUAUCGUUCUCCAGCCCGCGACUAUCGUUCGGCUUCGAGAGAUAUUUUUACACCCGAAAGAGAAAUUUUACAUAAUAACCACCAUCGUAGAUCAGAAGAUCAAACUGAUUUUAUAGCUAGUCAUGCCACAGGUAGAAAUCAAUACUCUCCCAAUUACAAUACCGCAAAUGGUACCACCACCAUACAUAUAGGUGGCUCUUUCUCGCCCUCACCCUGGCAACAAUUGUCACCCCGUAAUCUCAGCGAUGAAGAUGAAGGCUUAGGCCUAGAAACACGCAAAUAUUAUGAAGAAGAGCUACAAAAUAAACGCAGCAAAUCACCUGCAGAACCACCCAUAGUACCCAAAAUCAGAAGCAUAACUCCUCCUAGAGAAAAUGGUUUUCAUACAACCGAAAGAUAUAUGUCUCCAGCUCGUGAAAUACCCAUUAAUAACGAUGAUAUGGGUUAUCGUCGAGCUCGUUUGGAAUCUAGAAUUUUAACACGUAAAUAUGGUGACAAUAAUACUCUAGAGAGAAAUGGUUAUUAUCCAUCGAGGGAAAAUUCUCAUGAACGUGUACUGGAAGAUGAACCAGAUAAUACAGCUUAUCAUCGCCGUCGCUACCUCAGUCCGGAAAGGGAAAUAGUACGUGAUUCCUAUGAACCACGUUUUCACAAACCCGAAGCAACUGAAAUUCUUAAUAAAUACUCUCCCGAAAGAUCCCAUUUGGAUAUUAUUGCCCCUUCUCUAACACAAAUUUCCACUUCUACUCUCCCCAAGACAGAGAAAACUUCUCGCUAUAAACAUACCAAAUAUUAUGAUGAUGGUCAUGGUCACGGUGUUAAGGAGGUGUAUGAACGUGAAACUCAAUUUGAUAAUGAAGGCAAACCACAUGUACGCGAGUCGCGACACCGUGAACGUCUUGACUCAUUUACGGGCAAACCCAUACGUGAAGCUUCCCCUUUAAUGGAGCGUCAUGUAUUGACAGAUUAUGAGCCGAAGUCAUUGGAAUCUCAGUUUACCAGUACGGAUCAGUAUCGUUCAUCACCGGAAAAUAUGAAACGUUAUGAGAAUUUGGAAAGAGGUCUUACGGCACGCCAGAGCAGUGAAGAUCGUUGGCAUAGCAGUUUAAAGCGUGAUAAGUUGCAGCAACGCAGUUUUGAUAAGGGCGACUCGGGUAUUGAGAAUGAUUUCCGCAAGGAGUCCUUUAAUGGAGAUAUAGUCACGAGCAAAUGGCGCAAGCGCACCAUAGCCGAUGACAUCAAGAGCUGUGAGAAUUUCCUCAAGAAAGAACGACGACAUUGCGAGCAUCAACGUUGUGGUAAGCGCAAAGAGAAUUAUAUCUAUCGUGAACGUUCCAUAGAUGACGGCUCUCACUUUGAUCCACAUUUAGAUAAAUAUCCAACGACAACAACAAGCAGUACAUCCGCCACUCUACGACGACGUGAUCAACAUUCACAAACCGCUGCCCAUAGUCGUCCAGAAGAUAGUGCAACAUUGAAACGUAAUAAGAAAUUGGGAGGUUUUGAAAAAGUGAAACAACUAUUUGGGGCAGGUACUGUUGUAGCAAACGAUAAAAAGGAUGUGGAGAGAAAAAGUAUGAGCAGUAGCACCAGCAGUAGUGCAGGCACACAACAGACCAUUAAGUCAAAAGAUAAAGACAAGUAUAUGGUUAAAGAGGAGGAAAUGCGUUCCAGAUAUCGAGAGUAUAAUAGUGGUAAUGGUGUGGGUAGCAACAACAACAAGAACAACAGUAAAAGUAUUGGUGUAGGCACACAAACAACACAUCAUACCAGCACAACAACUACAACUAUUUUGCAAAAUGAUAAUAUGCGCGAACCAAAGGCCAUUGAUAUAUCCAUGCGUCGUCGUUUGUCAACACCAAAAGCUAGUCCUUUAUUAUUAAAACGUACCUCAUCGGAUAAAAAUCGCAAAGAAUCACCAUUAGCUAAACCCGAGAAAACCAGUUGGUUCAAAUCGCUCGAUAGACGCGCCAAAAGUAAAUCUAAAGAAAAGUUAAAUACACCAACGACAGCCGAAACCUCAAGUCUAAAGAGAACUAAAAAUUCUAAACAUUCAACGGCACAGCCUCAACAGCCUACAAAAAAUUUAAGAUUUUUCGGUGAUACCGAUUUGGAUUCAAAUCCACCCACCAUCUCGAAAGGCACCACCAAUAACAAAUCACGUCCCUUACUUAAUGCUGCCCUAACACGUUCACAAAAAUACUCUCAAAGUGCCUAUAAUUUGGAUCGUAUUCGUGGUGAUAGUCCUCAGCGACAAGAUUAUCGUCAUACUUUGGCUGGCGGCACUAAAACCACAACCGUAUCAUCGUCCAGUCGUCAUAAAAGUACUUCUAUGCAUAAUUUAGAUAAUCAAGGCAACGAUGAGAUUGAUUUCCGCAAAAGACGUCACUAUUCCCGUUCACGAGAACUAGAUGAUAUUUCGGAGAGUGGUUCCGAAACAGAAGAUCAACAGAAACGACCCAACGGUGGUUUAAUGGCAUCGAGAACAUUAUCACGUGAUCGCUUAGAUCGUACACAACGAUAUGAUGAGAAUACCUAUCGUCGUAGUAACGAUCGGCCGACAUCGUCGACACCGAAUGGUGGUGACACUAGUAGUGGUACCCAGCAUCAGCCUAGGAGGACACAACCGUAUUUGAUGGGACCACCAAAACCGGCACGUAGUGCUGAGAGAAGAGCAAUGUCAUACUCAAGAGAACGCGAUCGUUUCCCCGCUGAAAGUUCGGGUACAGAGGGAGAAUCUAGUUUACAUAGUCAACGUAGUGUGGUCUAUUUACAUGCUACCACAGUAGGUGCCAUACCACAGCCAUAUCAUUUAAGACGCCGCUCUAUAUCCAGAGAUGAUUUGCGUUCGAAUAAAACCCAAUCGAAAACACAACCAAUACAGCCCAUGACCAGAACUGUUUCGAGAUCAGUAUCAAUGUUGGCACCCUGGAAGCCCAAAUUGAUAAGUGAAGGUUAUGAAAUCAAUUACUCUCAGGAACAAAAUAAAACGAUGUCAACACUGCCGCGUAAGCCUUUGCAAAAUGCCAACUCCUCUUCGACUAUGACACGCCCUAAUAAAAAAUCCGAACCUUUACACUCACGCUCGCGCCGACACGAUUACUCGAAAGAUGAUCAGUCAUCUUUAAGAAACUCUUCGACUACAAGUGCCUCCAAGUCCGCCUUAUCCACAAAUACACGUCGUAAACAUUAAACUGUGGAGUUACUUAAACGAUGUUUUGUUUAGUAGUUUUGUCUUCUUUAAUUGUAGCAAUUUUUUUUUGUUUUAUUAACCAAAUGCAAUAAUUUAAAAAAUUAAUAUAUGAAAGAUAAAAAUUACAAUUAAUUAACGUUUUCUAACACUAAAGAGAGAUUUUAAGCUUAACUUAAGAAAUUUACAAAAGAAAAGCUGUUUUUUUCUUAAGAAAAAAAAGCUUUCUGUGUAUAAGUUCAUAGAGUAAUAAUAUUUAAAAGAAAAAAAGGUGCUCUCUUUAAAAAAAAAAAAAAAAAAACAUUAUAUAUAAUCGUUAAUCGUUCGAAAAUUCCCUUAGCUAAGUAAGCUUUAAUAUUAAAAUCUAAUCAUUUAAUGAAAAAGAAAACAAAUAUGCCGAAAAAGCUCGUUAAACUUUAAAGCUUUUUAAAAAAAAAACUUCUA